CUGUACUACAAAGCUCACGCCCGAGCCCACCUACCCUUGUCCGCUUGCAUAUAAAACCAUCGCCGACGCCUGUGUAACAAUUUUCAAGCCUCCUAUUUCCCAAAAGCAUUCACCCUUUAGCACCAUGCAGCUUCAUAUUCUCUACCUGGCGGCUCUUGCGCCUUUGGUCGCCGCCCAUUUCGAGCUCAAGUACCCUACGAGCCGUGAUGGAACGGAAGAGGAGAUGACCCAAUUCCCCUGCGGUGGAGCUGCUCAAUCCAGCAACCGCACGCAGGUGUCAAUCUCCGCCGGUUCUUUCCCUGUGGCCCUAUCUAUGGGCCACUCUCAGACCGCCGUGGAGGUUCUCCUGGCACUGGGAAGCGAUCCCGGUACCAACUACAACAUCACCCUUCACCAAACCUUUGAGAUUCAGGGUCUCGGAGCCUUCUGUCUCCCCCAUGUGCUGUUCGACGAAUCCAUUCUCGGCGCCAAUAUCACCGAUGGCAUGAAUGCAACCGUCCAGGUUCAGAGCAAUGGUGACCCUACCGGUGGCCUCUACGCUUGCGCUGACAUCCAGUUCUCCUCCACCGUCGAAUACGAAGAACCAUCCUCCUGCAAGAACAAUACCGGUGUCACUGCCGUGACUUUCACCGGAGCUGCCGCACAGCGCAACGCCAAUGAGUCCACUGCCACCGGAGGAGCGCAGGACAGCUCUUCCUCGUCUUCUACCACAUCGAGCAGCUCAACCACCGCUACCUCCACCGGUGGUGCUGUUGCAAUGGAGACUGCUGCGUGGGGAAUGCUGGGUGCUGCGGUCGUGGGUGGAAUGGCUCUUCUGUAAGAGCCAGGUUAUGAGCUUGUGGUUCUGGCAUCCAGUACGAUGGCCAGGUACUGCGACUAAUGCUCUAUGGUGCAUGAAGCAACCCAGUUAUGGGUCCAGGAAACGGCCUUCUACCGUGCCACUCUCUUAAAAAGUGGAAGUGUUUCGGCAACUGUCACACAUUCAAGCUGCGGAAAUGGAAGAACCAAUAUCACCUGUUCAGAGCUCUGAAUCAUCGCUCACGGGGCGGUCUCGACUUCUUCUGGUUGUGGUAAAAGCAACCCGGAGCUAUCGAGACCCCAACUUCGGUAAAACGUAUGUCGAGUUGAAUCGUGCACUGGGGCCAAUGGAGUCUUCUGAGUGACCAUCCUGAGAACACAUCCCCAGGCCUUUCCCAGCUCUCCUCAUUGACUGAGGUUAAAUAUGCAAUAUACAUUAGUAUAAAUAUAAUUUUCUUUUCAAU
Molecule: messenger RNA, 1262 nt
Organism: Aspergillus ibericus CBS 121593
Lineage: Eukaryota; Fungi; Ascomycota; Eurotiomycetes; Eurotiales; Aspergillaceae
Product: putative GPI anchored protein
Exons: 2
Coding region: 125-820 (231 amino acids)
Source: RefSeq, a predicted model, not a curated record